GCAUCCUCAGAGCCGCUGCUUUCACUUCCAUCCACUUCACGAGUGCACGCGUCUGAGAGAAGUUGAUCUCUGUGACAAGAUCUCGAGACUUCAGAUGCACAUCAGAUAUGCAAGAUGAGAGAAUACUUACUUGGAAUACUUUUACUUUUGAAAUAUUGCAUUUGCAGUGAUGUGCAUGACUUCGAUGGAGAUAUCAAGGACUUUGUAGUUGGUAACAGUAAGUUAUUUGUUCUUACUGAUCAUCGACUACAUCAGAUGAGACUCAAUCUUUAUGAGGAGAAGAGGAAAGACAUCACUAAAGCCUCUGAACACAACAGAGUUAACAUUCUGGUGCCUUUUGAUGAAAACGGCACCUUGAUAAUGUGUGGGACAUUUAAAGAAGGAUAUUGUGAAGUUCUUGAUAUAAAUCAUAUUACAAACAGUAUUUACUAUGAAAGUGAUACACUGAUAGGACCUCGACAGGAUGAGAAAUCUGUUGCCUUCAUAGCCGGUACAAGUAACAGUAGGUACCUUUUGGUUGGAAAAAAAGACGACGAUGCAAAUCCUCAAGAUACCAGGUAUUCUGUUGUUAGCUUGUGGAACACUUUAAACUCUCAAUAUGGUGGGAUUUUCUCAAAAAUAGCAGACGGAGCAGAUCCAAGCAUUCAGAGCACUGUGAGAGAUGUGGAGUUUGUUGAUGGAUUCCAGAGAGUUUCACCCUCAGAAUCUUACUUAUUUCUCAACACAAAGACUGACUCCGAGAGGAAAGUGCUCGUCCUGUGGAUGAACAGCUCUAAAGGAAGAAAGACAGAAAUCAUCAAAUCCCUACAGGCUUCAAGGAUACGAUGCUGCAGUGAUAAAGCUCGUCCAGUGCUCGUCGCCAGCACCGUUAUUCCCUCAGUGAACAGAGUUAUUUGGGCAGGUGUGUUCAGUGCACAGAAUCAGCAGGAUCCGGAGAACAGCGUGCUGGCUCUGUACAACAUCAGUCAUGUAAAAGGACGAGUGAAGGGCUUCUGCGCUAUUGGUGAAAAUCCAUGUGGUUCUGAGAGUGAUACUGAACUUCAGCCGCUCUCUGUGGUGUUCAAGUACAGCUCAAUGUCAGCAGUGGCAGCAGUUAGAAGUGGAUCCUGGACUGUGCUGUUCAUAGGAACCAGUGAUGGUCAACUCAUAAAGCUUGCAUUGGACGAGAAAUUCACUCCAGGUUGUCCAACAGUGUUGUUCAAAUCUGAUGAUGAACGAGCAGUGUUUCCCAGAAUGCACUUUGAUCCAGUAGAUUUAAAACAUAUUUACAUCGCUCUUAAGAAACAGUUAAGAAGAGUGUCUGUGGUUCAAUGUGCUAAAUACAUCAGUCUGAAAGACUGCAGAGCUGCUCUGGAUCCUCUCUGUGGCUGGUGUGUGAAGACAAAAAGAUCUCCAGUGUUUGAUCGCUCCAGUGACACGUUAAGGUUCCACAUUCCUCCCAGUGGAACUAAAGGAACAGUGAAAGUGUGUGUUGUUACUCCUGACGACCGUUGUCAUGGUAACAGCAUCAUCACUUACAGUUCUCAGCCCAGCUGCACUGGAAUACAGCCCACAGAUGUGUGGUUUGUCUCUGGUCCUUAUGAUGGCAGUGGUCAGUUUAGAUUGUUGUUGAAUGUUGGGAACUCCACUGUGGACUGUGUGGAUUAUUUCUCUUAUAAACCUGAUCCUGAAUUCACUGGAUUCACCACUGUACAGGUGGCCAAUGAUCUACAGGUGAACAUUCAGGUGAGUUUAGUGAUACAGUGA
Molecule: messenger RNA, 1746 nt
Organism: Carassius gibelio (silver crucian carp)
Lineage: Eukaryota; Metazoa; Chordata; Actinopteri; Cypriniformes; Cyprinidae
Product: plexin-C1-like
Exons: 6
Coding region: 115-1746 (543 amino acids)
Biological process (GO): regulation of cell shape; negative regulation of cell adhesion; regulation of cell migration
Cellular component (GO): semaphorin receptor complex
Molecular function (GO): semaphorin receptor activity; protein binding
Source: RefSeq, a predicted model, not a curated record